AUGUUUGGCUUUCAAACUCUCUCAUAUCUUCAUGACAUACCAGUCGUCCGUUCAUCAACUAAUAAACUUCACGAGAUGUAUGCCAAAGCUAAAGAUACAAGUGUAUUCAUCCGCCUUCCAUGCAAUUUAGUCGAAACAGUUGCUGAUAAAUCAUUAAAAAUUACUCUUACAGUUGCUGAUCCCCUUGUCAAACCAUUAUAUGGACUUAUGCAUCAAAUUGACGAUUAUGCUUCCGAAAAACUUCGUCAAAUUGAAUGUAAAUAUCCUGCUAUUAAUACACCAACUGAAGAGGUUAUGAAUACAUUCAACGAAAAAACUGAAUCUGUUCGUCAUGUAAUGAAUUCAGUUAAAGAUACAACUACAUCAACAAUUCAACAUGGCACAGAGACUGUUUUUCAUGUAGCAACAACCACAGUACAUAAGGCAUCGGAUUCUGUCUUCUCAUUUUGUGAAACACAUGUUCCAGGAAUCCAACAUUUUAAUGCUGGCAAAACAACAGAGUUAUGUGAACAUGCUUAUUUAACUGUUAGUUCAUUAUUUAAUUAUGUAUUUCAAUCAGUUCAAUCAUCAUUAAUAUGGUCCAGAAUGUUGACUGUAUAUUCAUUUUACUUAAAACAAAAUAAAUGAACGAUCGUAUAGGAUCCAAUAGGAUCUAUAUUUUUUUCAUGAUUUAAGAUUAUAGUGGACCUCAGUGAACUACAGUUAAAUGGGUGCGCUGAGGUGAAUCCUAACAGACUUUGAUAGAUUUUCAUGAACUCUGGCAAAUUCUAACGGAUAUUGGUACAGUCUAAUGAAUACCAGAGUUAGAAUUGAAACGGCCAGUUUUUCAUUUACCGAUCGGGUUCGGUAGAACUUUUCAGACCAGUCAAGGGUGUGGGUGGGUGUGCGUGUGGGUGUUGGUGAAGAGAACACUUAGAUUAAGACACAUCCACACCCCACACUCACCCACGCCCACACCCCAGACCCACACCCAUACUCACCCACACCCCAGACCCAC
Molecule: messenger RNA, 997 nt
Organism: Rotaria sordida
Lineage: Eukaryota; Metazoa; Rotifera; Eurotatoria; Philodinida; Philodinidae
Source: the annotation of a GenBank genome assembly